Chlorella variabilis is the source of this 3546-nucleotide messenger RNA. RefSeq lists its product as hypothetical. Lineage: Eukaryota; Viridiplantae; Chlorophyta; Trebouxiophyceae; Chlorellales; Chlorellaceae. The transcript is spliced from 27 exons. Gene Ontology annotation, molecular function: manganese ion binding; RNA binding; serine-type endopeptidase activity. Gene Ontology annotation, biological process: proteolysis; nuclear-transcribed mRNA catabolic process, nonsense-mediated decay; deadenylation-dependent decapping of nuclear-transcribed mRNA. Bases 1 to 3546 code for a protein of 1181 amino acids. The record is from RefSeq and is a predicted model, not a curated record.
AUGUGGGCGCCCUGGGCGGGGCUGUGCCUGCUGGCACUGUUGCUGCAAACUGGAGCCAGAUGCCCAGCCCGAAGGAGCACAAUGCAGGGGGAAACGGGUUGUUCAUUGCUGGACACCAGCGUGCCGGUGCCCAAGACGGCCAAGCAUUUUACCAAGCUGAAGGCACAGGGCAGCAUACCGCCCCGCAUUGACAAGUACCUGUGGCUCCGGGACGACGCCCGCAACGACAGCGCGGAGGAGAAUGCGUAUGCGGAGGCCGUGCUGGCGCCCACCCUGCCGCUGCAGCAGUUGCUGCUGGAAGAGAUGCUGGCACGCAUACCGCAGGAGGAGAGCAGCGUCCCACAGCGGCAGGGACGGCACUGGUGGCUAUACAGCGUGCAUCGUGCUGGGAUGCAGUAUCGUCGCUAUUGCCGCCGCCGCAUCGACGACCCGCAGGCCUUGCCCAGCGAGUUUGAUACCAUGAACCUGUCUCAGCCAGAGGUGGUGCUGCUGGACCAAGAUGAGCUGGCGGCUGGCCACAGCUUUUUCGACAUGGCCGGCCCCAGCUUCAGCCCUGAUGAGCACCUGGUUGCCUACGGGGUGGACACCGCAGGCAGCGAGGUCUACACGCUGUUUGUGCGCAACCUAACAAGUGGCCAUGUGCUUGUGGCGGGCAGCAAUGAUGCAUACACGCCCGAAUUCAGGAUGUGUGCCGGGGACUUUGUGUUCCUGGACAACCGCCAAAUUCUCUUUACGACAUUGACUGAAGACACACACAGGCCUGACAAGGUGUGGCUCUUUCACCUCUGGAGUACACCUACCAAGGCAGGCCGCACAGACAGCCACCGUCGAGUUGUGCGCUACGUGCCCCGACUGCUGUAUCAGGAGAAGGACGAGGCCUUCCACCUCGGCUUGUGGCGAUCCCGCUCAGAUUCCAUCGUCUACCUGCGUGGCAGCUCAGACACCACACACUACCUGUACUACAUGUCAACCAACAGCAGUGGUGAUGAUGCCAACUUUACAAUACUUGCUCCCAAGGUGCACGAACAUGAGUACAUGGUUCGUGAUGGCAACGGCUUCCUCUACGCCGUGAUUGGUACGCCAGAGGAGCGUAAUGGGCAGCUGGUCGUGGUCGAGCUCGGGCCCAAUGCAUUGUUGAAUGCCACUGCCGACAGCAGAGGCCGGCGGCGGCCCUCCAACAACAGCGAGGGCAGCAGCAGCAGCAGCAGCGGCAAAAGUGCCGGCGGCAGCGACGGUAGCAGCAGCGGAGAAAGCAGCAGCGAGCACACCGGGGGCAACGCUGCCAGCUCCUCUUACUGGGCUCUGUUGCAGCCGCACAGCAGGACGGUGGAGAUUGUCGAUCUCGCAGUGAGCAGCAGGUGGCUGGCUGUGCUAGAACGUAAGAACGGGACCCUAGCAGCGACGGCCUACCCUCUGCCAGCCGAUGGCAAGCCGCUGGCAGUGUUGCGCGACGGCAAGCAGUUUGCCUUUCAGGCGCCCUCCUACGCGCUUGAGUUUGGGGACCAAGGCCCCUUCUCCUCCCACCUGCUGCGUGUGCGCUACAGCAGCUUGACACAUCCUAGCAGUGUCUACGAUAUCAACAUGGAAACGGGGAACCGGGUGUUGAAGCAGCAGCAGGAGGUGGUGGGGUACGACAGCAGCCAGUACCACUCGCGGCUGCUCUGGGCGAGCAGCACAGAUGGCGCCCAAGUGCCCAUUAGCCUAGUGUACCGUGGAGAGCUGGUGCGGCUGGAUGGCAGCGACCCGCUGCUGCUGGAAGCUUAUGGAGGUUAUGGAGCCAGCUUCGACCCCGAGUUCUCAGGGUCGCAGCUCAGCCUGCUGGAUCGCGGCUUCGUUUGCGCCAUCGCCCAUGUCAGAGGUGGCGGCGAGCUGGGCCGUUACUGGUACCAGGACGGCAAGCUGAUGGCCAAGAACAAUUCUUUUAAUGACCUGGCGGCCGCAGCAGACUUCCUGAUCAAGGCCAAGUAUACCAGCGCUGACAAGAUUAGUGCGUGGGGCCGCUCUGCGGGCGGUCUCACGGUCGCCGCCACGAUCAAUCGGCGCGCUAAUCUGUUCAAGGCAAGCGCUGAGAUUGGGGCCGGCGCACCUGCCCUGCACUCGGUGAUGUUUUAUGUCUAUCCUGUCGAUGACACCAUGUCAUCAUUGAUACUAGCGAAGUGCGAUUGUUUGUGCAUGCAGGCAGCGAUUCUAGAUGUGCCGUUCGUGGAUGUCGUAACGACGAUGUCAGGCCUCAACGACCCUAGGGUCGGCUUCUGGGAGCCUGCCAAGAUGGCGGCCAAGGUGCGCGAGCUGAAGACCAGUAAUAGCCUAGUGCUGCUCGAAACCAACAUGGCAGCUGGCCAUUUUGCAAACAGCGGGCUGGAGGGCCGCCUCAAGGAGAGGGCAUUCAAGUUCGCCUUCCUGCUGCAAACCGUGGCGCCCUGUGCCACCAUGGCCAACCAGCACACAGAGCUCGGUGCACGCUGUCGCGGCUGCUUUGCCGCGCUCGUGGCGGCAGCGACAACGAUAGCACUGGUCACGCUGGUCGUGGUGUUGCGCCCUUCAUCGCGUAUCGCACGCAAGUGGCGGCGGCUGGGCGGCUGGAGCCAGGCGGGGCGCCAGCAGAUCAGCGACAACGACGAGGAUGAAGGGGAUGGCGGGGAGGGCUUCGACACGCGGCUCUACGCCGUCCACAUGAGCGACAGCCAGGCAGCAGAAGCAGCAGACGCAGAGGCAGAGCAGCAACGGCAGGCACGGCAGCGGCAGCUGGAGCAGCAGGGGCUCAGCUUGACGUCGUAUGAUGCGUUGCUUGGUUGCUUCACCAUGAGUGGACGCCUGCCCUCUGCGGAGCUGCUGGAGGAGAUCUGUGUGCGGUUCAUCCUCACGCUUCCCGCCACGGAGCUGGAGUCCUUUGAAAGGCUCUUGUUCUCCAUCGAGCAGGCCUGGUGGCACUAUGAGGAUCACGUGCGAGAGAAGCCUGAGAACACCAAGCUCAAGUCCCUGACACUGAAGGAGUUCACUGGGCUCAUCUUUGAAAAGGUUCCAGGGCUGCAACCGUUCAAGGCAAGCCUGGAAGAGAUUUAUGACGACUUUAACAAGUACAAGCGCACGGUGCCUGUCAGGGGGGCCAUUUUGCUGGACCCCGACAUGACCAAGUGCUUGCUGGUACGGGGGUACAAGAAGGACGCAGGGUGGGGCUUCCCGCGCGGAAAGCUGUCUAAGGAUGAGACGGACGCGCAAUGCGCUGCACGCGAGGUGUUGGAGGAGACGGGUCUAGACAUCACCGGCCUGCUGCAGGAGCAGGAUUACAUUGAUGCGCAGCUAGGGGACCAGGACACGCGACUGUUCAUUGUGGAGGAUGUGCCAGAGACCACACACUUUGCGCCGCACGUGCGAUAUGAGAUUGGCGCCUUUGGCUGGUACCAUAUCGACCACUUGCCCGCCAGCUACGACGAGAGCAAGCAGGUGAGCAGGAGUGGCUGGCAGACAGCGGGGGCACAGCUGCCCCGUCCACAUGCGCUGCCCACGGGCGGGCAUGCUGGCUGUGUGGCCUGCAGGCAUUUGUGA